CUUCAAAUAUGACAUCUGCGUCAAAUCAAGUGGGGAUGUGUAACGAUGAAGGAGAAUACCGACUAGCCAAAAAUGUUGUUUGUCUUAAGAUUUAUGCAGAGAAAUCGAGCAAAAAAGCAAUUGAACCGUGGCCACACUUGAUUGCAGCAUCUGACAUACACUAUCAACAUUCCUUUUAA
Messenger RNA from Dentiscutata heterogama, 179 nucleotides. Lineage: Eukaryota; Fungi; Glomeromycota; Glomeromycetes; Diversisporales; Gigasporaceae. The record is from the annotation of a GenBank genome assembly.